UUCUUUUAAAUGUUCUUUUCAAUAAAUUGGUUGAAUCAUCACUUUUUGGUUUCGUUAUGGCUUCAAGAGAUUGAGCUCAUAAACAGUAGCAUAUGGCAUUUAAACUGCAAUGGCAAAAGAAGAAAAUUUAGGGAUGAUAACUAUUUUGCAUCCUUUUAUCUUGUACUUCUACUUCAUGCGAGCCUAUAAAUACCUUCGAUUGGCAUAUUGUUGUAUCAAUCAAAGAAGGCAAAAGACUUAAAUCUAGUUCUCAGCUUGUCUAUUGUUUAUUUCCAUAAAAUCUGUUACAUUUUUUGGGAAGAUGGACUCAAACCUUUUGCAACGUCAAGUUGCCUACACGAAGAAGUGCUUUUUUGAGCAGGGCUAUCUUGAUCGUGAACAAUUCACUCAGCUUGAAGAACUGCAAGAUGACGCUAACCCAAAUUUUGCUGAAGAAAUUGUGUCUUUAUUCUACAAUGAUUCAGCCAGACUCAUACGGAGCAUUGAACAAACCAUGGUCAGUAAGCCUAUGGAUUUUGAAAAGCUUGACAACUACAUGCACCAGUUCAAGGGCAGUAGCUCAAGCAUUGGAGCCAAUAGGGUGACUGAUGCAUGUUCACAGUUUAGAGAAUUCUGCUUGGCAGGAAAUCUUGAAGGAUGCAUAGGGAGUUUCCUGCAAGUGAAACAAGAGCAUGAAAUUCUGAAGAAGAAGCUUGAUACCUAUUUCCAGUUAGACAAGCUGGGAAAGGUUGAGAACGUGGGAGGACACCAAGUUGGAUAAGAUUAUGCGAAUGAGCCUACAGCUUUCAUUUUGUCCAAAAUACACAAUCUUUUCUAAUGUAUAUAUAUAAUUCUCUCUUUAAUUAAA
This is a messenger RNA of Benincasa hispida (wax gourd), 847 nucleotides long. RefSeq names its product histidine-containing phosphotransfer protein 4-like. Gene Ontology annotation, biological process: cytokinin-activated signaling pathway; phosphorylation; phosphorelay signal transduction system. Gene Ontology annotation, molecular function: protein histidine kinase binding; histidine phosphotransfer kinase activity. The record is from RefSeq and is a predicted model, not a curated record. Lineage: Eukaryota; Viridiplantae; Streptophyta; Magnoliopsida; Cucurbitales; Cucurbitaceae. Gene Ontology annotation, cellular component: cytoplasm; nucleus.